CGCUCGUCAAGAUGGCGACCAAGAAGGAUAUGCGCAGAGCUGACCUGGUCGUACCGUAUGUGGACCCGGCGUCGAAGAAGAAGGAUGGCGACAUGGCCAGUGCCCUCUCAAGCACAUUGCCCAUGGCGGCGAUGUUUACGCGAAGCAGGAUGAUCGGAUGGUGCGUUAAUAAUCCACCGUGUGCUCAUUUGACCCACGGGCUCCAACACAUGCUAUAUAGGACGUCGGUUGUAUUUUCACUCCAAAAUUGGAUGGCAGAGUCUCCAGAGCAGAAGAAGAACUCAUCUACACCAGGCUACUUGUCAGUAAUCAUGUCUGUUAUGGCGGUUAUUGUUACCUACGUUCCCUUAUUCCUACCUCCUCAAGCGGGAAGACCGGGCAAGGCGGCUCCCACGUCCUCUCCCACCCUAGCAGCAUAGUUCAGAUCCAAUGUUUUAAUAAUGAAAAUGUGAAUAAUGUGGGCUUCGAUGAAUUUUACCUAGAUUUGGGUGCAAGAGCUAUUAUCCCCACGCUGUACAUUUAAAUCCAGAGAUCCGCAUGAUCGCAUUAUGUGCUCCAUCCGAAAAGGUACAUAAUCAGGGAUGUCUGUUGGAUACGAAGGAUAUUACCAUUGAUAGACAUAUAUGAUACCCAGGUUGCCCACGGCUUCUCCAGCUGUGCAGGGUUCCUGGAAUCGGUUUGCGCUAUUGAUCAUCCUACUCGCAGUUCUGCGAGUUAUUCGGAUUCAUUUGAUUUGUUCAUCAGCGAACGGUCCUUGAGCUUUCUAUUGCUAAUCAAACUAUCGAGAAGUCUCCGCAUCCACGUGCAAAUUGAGAUGA
Molecule: messenger RNA, 818 nt
Organism: Coccidioides posadasii C735 delta SOWgp
Lineage: Eukaryota; Fungi; Ascomycota; Eurotiomycetes; Onygenales; Onygenaceae
Source: RefSeq, a predicted model, not a curated record